Cuscuta epithymum is the source of this 3350-nucleotide messenger RNA. The record is from the annotation of a GenBank genome assembly. NCBI's taxonomy places the organism in Eukaryota, Viridiplantae, Streptophyta, Magnoliopsida, Solanales, Convolvulaceae.
GGAAGAUGUAUUCACACACGAACGAACACGAGAAAAGCUAAUUUAAGUACCCCAUUUAACCAACUUACAUAAGCUAACUAGAUACACGAAAUUGGAAGAUCCGAGCAGAGGUAGUUGAGAAUAUUGGGAAUGGGUAGAUUAUCAUUGUUAUGGGCGUCCACUGAAUCCGCGGCAAUGGCAGUGGGAGUGAGUUACUGCUUGCUGCUGGCGAUGAGUGGGGCUGCUGCUGCCGCCGCCAUACCAAAAUGCAUCGAUGGGGAGAGAGAAGUGCUCCUCAAGUUCAAGCACAGCGUUCUUGACUGGAAUGGCGAGCUAGGCUCUUGGGGCUACCGCAGUGAAGAUUGCUGCCGUGACUGGGUGGGGGUUAGGUGUGAUGACGCUACUGGCCAUGUCACCCACAUCGAUCUUUUUGAUAAGAACCUGUCCGCGAAAGAUGGUGGGAAGUAUACCACCAGCCUUCCAUUCUUUGAGCUCCGCUAUUUGAACUAUUUGGAUCUUGGCUUUAAGCAAGACUUGCUGGCAAACCAGAGCAUCUCAUUAUUGAUUGGGGACAACACUAUGGUUUACCUUCAAUAUCUAAAUCUCAAUCAAACCGGAUAUGUUGGCACCAUUCCUGAAAAUCUUGGAAACACCAUGCCUUCCCUCACAUACCUCGAUCUCUCCCUUAAUAGCUUAACAGGUUCCAUUCCUGAAACUUUUGGAGAUAGCAUGGCUGCCCUUAAAUACCUUGAUCUCAGUGCAAAUAGCUUAGAAGGCUACAUUCCUGACACACUCGGGAAUAUGGUUAAGUUGACUCACCUUGACCUGGGAUCGAAUCUGUUGAAAGGUUGCAUUCCUAAAGCUCUAGGGAGUAUGCCUGUCCUUGAAAAGCUCGAUCUUGGUUGGAAUAGACUUGAAGGAGAAAUCCCCAAAUCCAUUUGGAACAUAUGCACUCUGCAACUCCUGAACAUGGCAUCCAACCGUCUUAAUGGAAGCCUAACCACAUCGACAUUAUGCCCAAAUCACCCUCUCAGUAGACUACGCUUAUCCAGCAACCAAUUCACGGGGUUAUUUCCCAAUCUUACAGUUUUCCCCUCUUUGGCCAAUUUAGAUUUAUCAGAUAACCUCCUAGAUGGGGUCAUUUCUGAACAUCACUUUCUUAACCUCUCCAAACUAACCUACCUGGACUUAUCUUCAAACAAUUUUACUUUCAAUGUCUCCUCUGCUUGGCUCCCCCCUUUCCAACUGCAAUCCAUAUACCUUAGCUCUUGCAAGUUGGGUCCUGAGUUUCCGAAUUGGCUUAGAACUCAAGUCCAUUUUACGGAUCUUGACAUUUCCAAUAACGUCAUCUCGGAUUCAAUCCCCUCCUGGUUUUGGAAUACACCUAUUAAUGGCUUUAUGAAAAUUAAUAUUUCUAAUAACAGAAUCAAGGGAAUACUUGCAAUUGGUGCUCAAGCAUCAAUCCGCGGUGGUGUACUAGAUAUGAGUUCCAAUCAAUUAGAAGGCGUCAUUCCACCCUCUUUCUUCAAUGUGGCUGUACUGCACCUUUCUCAGAAUAAGUUCACCAACCUCAACUCCUUAUGUGACAUUGAGGCACAUGCAUGUGUGGAGCUUUUGGAUAUCUCAUUCAAUCAACUCUCAGGAACUCUUCCGAAUUGCUGGUCAAGUCUUUCUAGUCUGAAAGUUCUCAACUUGGGAUACAAUCACAAUCUAUCAGGAACUCUUCCCACGUCCUUCGGAUCAUUGGCUUCCUUGAAGGCAUUACAUCUUGAUAAUAACAAAUUUACAGGCCCUCUACCUUUAUCAAUGAAAAACUGCUCCAGCUUGGUAUCUUUAGAUCUGGGACACAACGACUUGUUUGGACCAAUACCAGAUUGGGUGGGUGAAAAUCUAACCCAACUUGUGAUACUUGUGCUGACAUCGAACAACUUCAAUGCAAGUGUGCCCGCAAGUAUGUGUCAUCUCCAGUCUCUUCAGCUGCUAGACCUGUCCAUGAACCACAUCUCAGGGACUCUUCCCAAUUGCCUUUCUAAUCUCACUAAAAUGAUGACGGUAAAAAAAGGCCAUGGCAUUGCCCCCAUUUAUCAUGAGUUACAAUUCAAUUCGGUUUCAGAAAAUAAUAGUGUUUACGUUGUGUACGAAGUUGAGAAAAUAAGUUUUAUAUGGAAAGGUAUGAUUUUUGAAUUUGGAAGUAUAUUAGGAUAUGUACAGGGCAUUGAUCUAUCAUCCAACAUGUUGAGUGGUGAAAUUCCAACUGAAAUCACAUUGCUCGUUGGGUUGGCCUCGUUAAACUUAUCAAGAAACAAUCUAAAGGGACAGAUUCCUUCGAGGAUUGGUAACUUGGCACAAUUAAAUACUCUUGAUUUGUCUAGUAACCAUUUGUCUGGUAGCAUUCCUCAAAGCCUUGCCCUGAUUUACGGCAUAGGGAUUCUCAAUGUGUCCAACAAUAACUUAUCUGGAAGAAUUCCCAAAGGCACACAACUUCAGAGCUUCAAUGCAAGUGUAUACAUGGGGAAUCCCGCCCUAUGUGGAGAUCCACUCCCCAAUAGCUGUGCAGGAGAAGAGUCAACAUAUCCUUCCCCUCCCGGAUCCAGUGAAGAAGAAGAAGAUAGGCUUUUUGGGAGUGAGUUUUACGCAAGCCUAGGGGUCGGAUAUGUUGUUGGGUUUUGGGUAGUUCUUGGGACAAUGCUAUUUAAUAGGUCCUGCAGGUUUGCAUUUUUCAAUAUCCUCGGCGAUAUUGCUAAUUGGACUUAUGUCGUGGCUGCAACGCACAAGGCAAAGUUCCUUAGAUCACUUGGUUUAGGGCUUUAAAUAUUUGCAGGGUGAUGAGAAAGAGUUUGGAAUUUCAGGGGAAAAAUAAAUCACUCAGAGGAUGAGAGGAGUAUUAAGAUGCAGCACAUUUGAUUGAUGAGGAGGAUCUCGUUUAUAGAGGCAAUAAAGUUUUGUUUUUUGCUUCCAUUUUCUUAAAGUCAUCAUCUCCAUGACACGUUUUUCUGUUUAGUAUAUUUGUGAUCUGUUAGACUAAAAGUAUUAGAAUUAAUAUACUCCUUGAAUACUCAAAGUACUUUGUACUAAUUUGUAAAGCUUUUAAGCUUAGAUAGAAGAAUAAUCAUUUUAAUGAUUCUGCAAUCAUUAAAAUGAUUGCAAUCUUCAUCCAUUUGACAAAAUCACUUACAGUAAAAGCUUUCUUCCUAACAUCAAUAAGCUUCCCAUUAUCAUUUAUCAAUACUCAGCAGAAGACAGGUAGCUCUUGCAUUGUAAACAAGAAAAAAUUAUGCCUAUGGUUUGUGAGGUUACGUUGUACUCAUUGUAAAGGAAAACCCGUCACCAAUGUUUUUGUUGACCAGUUGAUCUUGCAUUUAAUGAACUAC